Molecule: messenger RNA, 1420 nt
Organism: Oncorhynchus mykiss (rainbow trout)
Lineage: Eukaryota; Metazoa; Chordata; Actinopteri; Salmoniformes; Salmonidae
Source: RefSeq, a predicted model, not a curated record
UGAUCGCAUGCACUGAAUAAUGUAGGUGUCUGUUCUCUGCUGGGUACUGAAACACACCGCAAGCAGACUGUAGCCCAGUAUCGACACUAUGCAGGCAUCACACUGGUGGUAACCUGCUGCUGCCACAACAAGCCGUUGCCCGGUGUAUUUAAAACGAGGCAUGCGCAAAUAUGCAAUUGUGGAGACCAGUGAAAUGACUAUAUAGCACGGUUCCCCAGCUGGCGUCCCGCUGCUGACUCUAGUUGAUGAUCCCUGCUGUAUAGCCUUCAGUCCUGCUGAUUUGAAUAGUAUCAAGCCCGCGAUCAGAGCAACAGACGGCUCUUUGGGGAUCUCAUUUUCAUCCACUUCAGUCCUCUAUGUGAGACAAGCAGGAUGGGCUGUUCCACGAGUACCCAGACAACAGCGCAGGACACCACCAGACAGCCCAGCUCUAAACCAGAGGAAAGCAAUGGAACCAGCACUACAGGGGCGGCUAAUGAGAACGGUAAGGUUGCGGAGGACAGUGAGACCAUCCCAGAUCACACAGUGACCGUAGCAGCCACAGGAGGGGAGGCCCAGUCUGCUCCGGCUGCAGCCCAAGCCGAGGCUCCUGCAGACACCACAGACCCAGCCCCUGCAGCGGAGACCCCGGCCCAGAGUGAGACCCAGCCUGCAGCCGAUGCUCCUGCAGCAGCCACUUCCCCCGAGCAGCCAGCCAGCUCUCCAGAGCCUCCCCCUGCAGCCCAGGACCCAGCAGCUGAGGUCACAGCAGAGGCCGAUACAACUGCAACGAGCCCCUAGUCAGGGAAAAGAAGCCGGUCUUCCCAUUGUUGUGGAUGAAGAAUCUGCAUGAAUGUCCUAAUUUGAAAGCGAGAGAGGAUGACAAUAUAUACACACCACUUGCCUGUUGCCAAGCUGCAGACCAGCUGAUCUCUGUGACCAGGAUCAAUCGGUCAUCACUGUGCCUUUUUCCUCUGUAAAUACUCUACUUCCUGUGUAUUUAGUUGUAUUAUUAGCAUUGUUUAUAAAACAUUCAUUAGAUAAUUGCUUCAAAGUAACUUAUAAAUGCUUAUUAAUAUUUGCUUGAAUCUAAAAUCUACAUUUCUGGUGACUAGAGUUCGUAUUACAGCCUUGUAACGAUGUGGGAUCAAGUAUGAGGGAAAUCAAGUAUGUGGGAUCAAGUAUGUCGGAUUAAGCGACCAACACUAAUUUGUCAGAAUUAUUCAUUCAGGGACAACUUGAAUCCAUUUACUCACACAUAUUUGAGAAAUGAAGCCAACAACUAUUAGACAUUUACAUGAUGUUUUUACAGCUGGCUUGGAUUGUACAACCCAUAUUAUGACCAUGUUACGACCAUGUUAUAAGGGUAUAUAAUAUGACCAUGUUAUUAAGCUCUAUGGCCAUGUUAUAACGGUUUGAAUAAAACAGUUACUGAACUCAA